Messenger RNA from Pseudocercospora fijiensis CIRAD86, 689 nucleotides. RefSeq lists its product as uncharacterized. NCBI's taxonomy places the organism in Eukaryota, Fungi, Ascomycota, Dothideomycetes, Mycosphaerellales, Mycosphaerellaceae. Gene Ontology annotation, molecular function: protein-disulfide reductase activity. The record is from RefSeq and is a predicted model, not a curated record. The transcript is spliced from 2 exons. The coding region runs from base 137 to 460 and encodes 107 amino acids.
GUCUUCAGCAUCUUCAGCUUUUCUCAAACGAACACUACUCACAUCCGCGCGCUUCAACAGACCGAACGCCACUCUCCGAACCACAUACCAACCCAUCUUUCAGAACUUCAGACCUUUCUCCGUCACUUCAGCUACAAUGGGUCAAGGCGUGCACAACCUCCAGAACAAGGCUGCCUUCGACGAGGCCCUUGCCCAGAAGGACACUCUGCUUGUCCUCGACUGCUUCGCGACAUGGUGCGGUCCUUGCAAGGUCAUUGCGCCCAAGGUCAGCGCUUUUGCCGACUCCUACGAGAACGCACGCUUCUAUAAGAUCGAUGUCGACGAGUGCCCGGAUGUCGCGCAAGAGCUUUCCGUUCGCGCUAUGCCGACUUUCUUCCUCUUCAAGAACGGCGAGAAGGUCGGUGAAGUCGUCGGCGCCAACCCAGCCGCCCUCGAGACUGCCAUCAAGCAAAAUUUGUAGAGGCAAUGGGAGGCGAUGGUGGGGGACGUCAUCAUGACACGAGGAUAUGAGAAAGGAGAGGCGAGCGUGCAUGAGGCAUGCAUUGGUCGAGUACGAGAGUGGCGAUACCAAUACAUGCAUACUAUCUCGCUAUGAUCUCUUGAUCUGAAAUGCAGAUGUAUCAUAGACUUGGUUUUCUAGUCCUCGAUUGCAGAGGCGCGAAUCAAGCAAACCAUUUCGGAUGUCUUCG